UAUAAAAAGUAGUGGAGGUCCCAUUCAUGGGGUGUAAAGAGACUAAUGAUGCCAUCACUUCAGCAUCCAAUGCAUUUGGUUCGUGGAGACAAUUCACUGCUGCUGAAAGGAGUAAAUGCUUACGGAAAUGGUUUGAUUUGUUAAUGAUUCACAAGGAAGAGCUUGGGCAACUUAUGACCCUAGAGCAAGGAAAACCUUUAAAAGAGGCCAUCGGGGAGGUCACUUAUGGAGCCAGUUUCAUUGAGUUCUUCGCAGAAGAAGCUAAACGUGUAUAUGGUGAUAUUAUUCCAGCCACAUUACCAGAUCGUAGCUUGUUUGUUUUGAAGCAGCCGGUAGGUGUUGUUGGUGCAGUGACACCCUGGAAUUUCCCGUUGGCUAUGAUCACUCGAAAGGUUGGUCCGGCUAUUGCCUGUGGUUGUACAGUGGUCAUAAAGCCAUCUGAGCUUACACCCUUGACUGCCUUAGCAGCAGCUGAACUGUCUUUUCAAGCUGGAAUACCACCGGGUGUGGUAAAUGUUGUAAUGGGAAAUGCUGCGGAUAUUGGGGAUGCUUUGCUUGCAAGCCCACAGGUAAGGAAGAUUACAUUUACAGGCUCAACAGCUGUUGGAAAGAAAUUGAUGGCUGGUUCUGCUGCCACAGUUAAAAAGGUGUCACUUGAGCUCGGUGGUAAUGCACCAUGCAUAAUCUUUGAUGAUGCUGACCUUGAUGUAGCCUUCAGAGGAACUCUGGCAACAAAAUUCCGCAAUAGUGGACAAACGUGUGUCUGUGCAAACCGAGUGCUUGUUCAGGAAGGGAUUUAUGACAAAUUCGUGGAAGCGUUUUCAAAUGCUGUACAAGAUUUGAAAGUUGGUGAUGGAUUUGGUGAAGGCGUUAUGCAGGGCCCUCUAAUUAAUGAAGCAGCAGUACAAAAGGUCGAAAAGUUUGUGCAGGAAGCCAUUUCUAAGGGGGCUAAAAUCAUAGUUGGGGGCAAGAGACAUAGUCUUGGCAUGACAUUCUAUCAGCCUACCGUGAUUACUGAUGUCAAGAGUGAGAUGCUUCUCUCAAGGGAUGAGAUAUUUGGGCCAGUUGCACCUCUUUUGAAAUUCAAAACUGAGGACGAGGCUAUCCAAAUGGCAAAUGACACCAAUGCAGGCCUAGCUGCAUAUAUAUUUACGACAAACAUUAGGCGAUCUUGGCAAGUCACAGAAGCUCUUGAAUAUGGAAUUGUUGGAGUGAAUGAAGGACUAGUUUCAACUGAGGUGGCUCCAUUUGGUGGCAUGAAACAGUCAGGUCUGGGCCGAGAAGGUUCGAAGUAUGGGAUGGAUGAAUACCUUGAAAUGAAAUAUGUAUGCCUGGGAAGUAUAUGAACAUGGCGAUUUAGCGUAAAUGGUGAUAAGUUCUCACUUCAGUGAAAACUUAAGGCUGUUCAUAUUGAAUAAAUAUUCCGACAGUUUGGUUUCUGAAAUCAUUUGUUAUAAAGAUUUUUUGCUUUGCGUUCGGAAACUAUGCCGUUGCCAAAUUUUGGAAAGAUUUUUUGGUGUUUUGUUUUUACGGUUUUGAUGUUUAUCUAUUUACUGAUGUGAAUACCAUUUUUUAAUUUUAGUGUAGUAAUGUGAAAUUGUGA
Messenger RNA from Cuscuta epithymum, 1603 nucleotides. NCBI's taxonomy places the organism in Eukaryota, Viridiplantae, Streptophyta, Magnoliopsida, Solanales, Convolvulaceae. The record is from the annotation of a GenBank genome assembly.